Molecule: messenger RNA, 1070 nt
Organism: Setaria italica (foxtail millet)
Lineage: Eukaryota; Viridiplantae; Streptophyta; Magnoliopsida; Poales; Poaceae
Exons: 8
Coding region: 97-768 (223 amino acids)
Source: RefSeq, a predicted model, not a curated record
CCGAACGUGACGUCACGACCGCACCACCCCCAAAGGCGGCAAACCCCCGCACGCACGAGCGAGGCGAGGCGGCGGUCUCGGGGGUGAGCACCAGCGAUGUCGGCGGCGGGGAAGGCGAAGGCGAAGGCGAGCGGCGGCAAGCGGGGCGCGCCGCCCAAGGACCCCGCCGACGCGCCGCUCCUCUCCGACAAGAGGCGGCGCGAGCGCGGCGGCAUGGACGACUCCGACCACGAGUUCGACAGUGACAUGAAGGAGAUCGUCACGCUUCUGCGACACAUCAAGGACAAGGCCCACAAGGACGGUCAGAAGAAGACGGAGCAGGCUAUCUCCAGUGUGGCAACAGAGAUUCAGACUAUAGUACAGGACACCAAGACUAAGUUUGAGAAGGAAAGGCAAAAUUUUCUGAAAGCACUGUCAAAGACUUCAAAAGAGUGUGAAGGCUUGUUGAAGAAUGAGUACACCAAACUUCAAGCAACACACGAUAAGUUCUGCAAAGACAAAGCUGCACACAUACAGAAUUUCAAAGACCUUUUCUCAAAGUUUGAAGAUGAUAAAGAGAAAUUGCUUAUGCAGUAUGAACUGCAAAGGAAGAAGGAGAAGACUACUCUGUCUGAACUUGAGAAAACAUUUUCAGAGAAGAUAGCAAAUGCAGAAGAAUCUCUGAAGAAGAUGAAGCAGGAUGACAAAUCAAUCCACAUCCUUCGCAAGUCCAUCGGCUCAUUUCUGGGUGGCGACGCUGAUGAUCAAUUUGGUCAAGAUGAUGACUGAAGCUGCUCUCACCUAAUGGGUUCUUUGAGAUCUAUGUGGAUAAUAUGUUAUUGGAGAAAAUACCAGUACAUAGCGGAGGCAAGGUCCGAUAGGGAGUUGAUAGUUCGACUGCACAGCUCACGUGUUUAGUUUUCAUAUUUCGCGUUGUUUUCUACUUGGUGUGUUUUAGUGUUGAGCUUAGGCUGAGAUUAUGCUAGCUUGGAAUCGCAUUUUCUGGUAGCAACAUUACAAAACUUGCUGUACUUACCGGGCCGGGAUGCUUUGCAUUUUUUGGUCAGUUUUGCUCGUCAUUUCACUGUGAA